CGAGCGUUCCUCGAGCCCCACGCGGCUGCGGCCCCGGCGGCGGCGGGCCUCGGAGCCGGCGUGGCCAUGGCGACCGGCGCUCAGCAGAAGGAGAACACGCUGCUCCACCUCUUCGCCGGCGGGUGUGGGGGUACAGUUGGUGCUAUUUUUACUUGUCCACUAGAAGUCAUUAAGACGAGGUUGCAGUCUUCAAGACUGGCUCUUCGGACAGUCUAUUACCCUCAGGUUCAUCUGGGGACCAUUAGUGGAGCUGGAAUGGUGAGACCAACAUCCGUGACACCUGGACUCUUACAGGUUCUGAAGUCAAUCUUGGAGAAGGAGGGACCAAAGUCACUUUUUAGAGGCUUGGGUCCAAAUUUGGUUGGAGUUGCACCAUCAAGGGCUGUGUACUUUGCAUGUUACUCCAAAGCCAAAGAGCAAUUUAAUGGCAUGUUUGUGCCUGAUAGCAAUAUUGUGCAUAUUUUCUCAGCUGGCUCUGCAGCUUUUGUCACAAAUUCCUUAAUGAAUCCAAUAUGGAUGGUUAAAACCCGGAUGCAGCUAGAACGGAGAGUGAGAGGUUCCAAGCAGAUGAAUACACUUCAGUGUGCACGCUAUGUUUACCAGACAGAGGGCAUUCGUGGCUUCUAUAGAGGAUUAACGGCCUCAUAUGCUGGAAUCUCAGAAACCAUCAUCUGUUUUGCUAUUUAUGAAAGUUUAAAGAAGUAUCUGAAAGGAGCUCCGUUAGCCUCUUCUACAAAUGGGACUGAGAAAAAUUCCACAAAUUUUUUUGGACUUAUGGCAGCUGCUGCUGUUUCUAAGGGGUGUGCCUCCUGUAUUGCUUAUCCACACGAAGUCAUAAGGACGCGACUCCGUGAGGAAGGCACCAAGUACAAGUCUUUCAUCCAGACCGCACGCCUCGUGUUUCGGGAAGAAGGUUACCUUGCCUUCUAUAGAGGACUCUUUGCCCAGCUCAUCAGGCAGAUACCAAAUACUGCCAUUGUGCUGUCUACCUAUGAGUUAAUUGUGUACCUGUUAGAAGACCGUGCUCAGUAACAGGCCAGAAAAUUGUGCUCUAGAAGAAUAAAACUGAGAAACUCUAGAGAAUUUUUUUUUUCCAUUGAUGUUUAGAAUGUUUGAAACAGGAAAGGCCAUAAAAGAACUGACUCAUAUCACCUGUUGGACAUUUUCCUUUUGGAUUCAUGCUUUCUGGAAGGUUCUAAUUUGUUAACGUUGAGUUAAUUAUAACUUUUUUUUUUUUUUAACUUAAGAGGAUUCAGGAUUAAGCAGCAACUAAAUUAAAUCAUGCUAUUUAACUUAAGUAUAAAUUUGGCUUGUGUCCUCUUUUAUGAUCACUGUCCUGUAAAAUACAGCUAAAGACUUCAGUAUUUCAUGCGGUCACUGUACUGUAAAAUACAGCUAAGGAGUUCACUGUUUCAGGCAACAUGCGGAGAAAAACUCUAAAGUCUGACUUGUUUCCAAAUCCGAAUUUAAGACCUCACACUGCUGUACGAGUAAGAAGUGUCACACUUUGGUGGUACCGUGUGGACCAGGACAGAGUCCCAAGCUAUUUUCCUCCUUUGUACAUUUCAAAUUCUUUGUAUCAAUUAUAACCUAAGCUUUCAGGCUGCUGAGAUGAAAAAAUACGUACAGUUUUCUGGCACUAUAUGUUUUAAACUGUAUACAUUUUCCUGAAAUUGUCCUAUUAUCCCCCAUUUGAACCAAAGGAAAAAUUUUAAAGAAUGGUUUAUCAAUUCCAUCCAAGGUCUCCCUUCACCCCUAUUCUUGGAUCUUUGCUACUACAGAAAGGGAGCUCAAACGCAGGAUGGAUCGCCCACCCCCGGCUAGCUCACUUUCAUUCUGACAGGAGGCGCUUCAUGGCGUUUAAAUACCAUAGUUCACGGUAAAAAUUUAAAAAAUCCCAGAAGUAAGAAGUUGCCAGAAUUUUACCCCUUUGUUUUAAUGGAAAUUCAACAAGGAAAACAAAAGAUUAAUAAGACAGAAGGCAGAUAAAGUUGAUAAUCUCCCGUUGGUUCUUCCAUUGGAAUUUGAAUAUAGCGACAUUAAGGUUAUUUUUCAAUCUGGAUGUAUAGAAGGACACUUACUUCUACUUCCCGAUGCACUGUCGUUUCAGAUUCAGCCGCAGUUACUCUGACUGGGGUGAGAGGAGGAUAUUUUCAAAUUGUGUUAGAGUUUAAUUUUGUUCACCUUUAUAGUCAUAAAGGAGGUUAGUUGAUGUUCCUGAGCCUUCUAGCAUAAGCGGCUUCAACAGCUAUCUAGAAGUCAAAAUGAGUGCUGUAAUCAAGCUCCGGUGCUUCUAAAAUGCAUGAUAGUAAAGUGAUAUCCAUUCCAAAAACUCGGUUUUAACUCUGAUAGUGGCAUGUGGCAACAUCCUCCUAUUUUAACAUUCAGAUUAAAACCUGAAUUUUUCCUCAGAUUUUGAUCCAAUAUGAAGGUUAAACAUUAAGUGUGACAUAAAUGGUCAAGCACUCAACUGCUAGCCGAAAGGAUGAAGGUUUGAACCCACUCAUAGGCUCCUCAGAAGACAGACCUGGCGACCUGCUUCCAAAAGGUCAUAGCCUUGAAAACCGUAUGAGCGGUUUUAUUCUGCACACGUGGGGUCACCAUGAGUUGGAAUCUACUCGACCACAACUAACAAUAACUAUUUGCUUUUUGGAUGUGAAGAUUAUUUAGAAAUAAUUUCCAUUUAUACAAACUUGAAUUAACAAUUUGAUGUUGAUCUAGUAUAAUUUAGGUCUCCACUUGCUUUUCCUGCACCAGGGCAUUAAAAUUAAAUUUCAGCACGGAAAGUGGGAAGAGAACAAAAAGGAAAUGAUGCGUCCUCUGUGAAGAAGCUUGUUGGAUUUUUAAAUAGGAAGUAUUGUUUGAGCUGUUGUUGGAGAAAUCCCAUUGUUUAUUUCUCUCUUCUCCACAAGCUUAGUCAUUGGGAUUUCAUUUUUUUUAAGUCAUGUAAAGCUUUAAAAAACCUCAUUGCAUAUCCAGUGUGUGCCAGGCACUUGGAGGGUAUUAAAUUUUUUUCUUCUUUAAAUUCUGACAAUUUUGUAAAGCAGGUAUUAUUGCCACCCACGUUUUGCAAACGAGAGGCUCAGGGUGGGGGACUUAGGUGAUUUGCUUGUGGUCGUGCAGGUGGUAAGUGGUAAGCUGACCCAAAGGAGACUUACACGCUACCUGUGGAAGAAACCCGUUAAGAGGCAGAGGGGUAUUUGAGCCUAUGGCAUGGCCCAUCAUUUUACUGAAGGACUACAAAUCCACAGGCGUUCUCUCUGAUCAAGGUGAGCAUGAACUAACGCAUGUGGCAACUGCGUGCAAGCUUUGUCUGCAGAGAUCAGAGGCCUUUCCCUGCGCAGGACAUCGUGCAGACAUGGAAUCUUGCUUGGAAAGAGAAUGAUACUUAAGACACAAUGCUACACGUCUGAGACAAGUGAUGCUGGUUAUUCUAUUUGUGUGCUGGCGGCUGGUGAAAGCAGUAGGAGGGCAGAGAAAAGCCUUUGCUCUGAUACCCACUUCCAAGGUGGGUGGCUGCCCUGACUAACCUCCCCAGGUUUCAAGCUUGCUCCCUCUGAUGCCUCCAUCAUCCAGCCUAGUGAAUGCAUGUGACAGAACAAUGGGGCAUCAGGAAACAAAGGUAGCAUUUGCCCCCAAGUCUAAAAUUUAUCACUAUCCACAAAGAACUUCAAUGAUGAGCUCAAAACACUGGAAGAGUUGUAGGAACAUUGAAAACAUGUAUUGUGUAAUUAAAUACAAAUAUUUCCUACCAUUAUGUUUUUAUUUUUUAAUUACAAAAGCUAUUUAGUUCAAACCAAUGAUACUGACAGUUGCAUAAAGUUAAUCUCCCCUCACCCCCCUUCCCCCCCCCAAAUAACC
Loxodonta africana (African savanna elephant) is the source of this 3861-nucleotide messenger RNA. It is a transcript of the gene SLC25A33, whose product is annotated as solute carrier family 25 member 33. Lineage: Eukaryota; Metazoa; Chordata; Mammalia; Proboscidea; Elephantidae. Gene Ontology annotation, biological process: pyrimidine nucleotide import into mitochondrion. Gene Ontology annotation, molecular function: pyrimidine nucleotide transmembrane transporter activity. Gene Ontology annotation, cellular component: mitochondrion. The coding region runs from base 67 to 1032 and encodes 321 amino acids. The record is from RefSeq and is a predicted model, not a curated record. The transcript is spliced from 7 exons.